Lotus japonicus is the source of this 2685-nucleotide messenger RNA. Its product is annotated as calmodulin calcium-dependent NAD kinase-like. Lineage: Eukaryota; Viridiplantae; Streptophyta; Magnoliopsida; Fabales; Fabaceae. The transcript has 9 exons. The coding region runs from base 594 to 2147 and encodes 517 amino acids. The record is from RefSeq and is a predicted model, not a curated record. Gene Ontology annotation, molecular function: ATP binding; kinase activity.
UUGAAUUACUACCCGUUCAACUAUGAUUCACCAACAAUUGAACUAUUAAACUUUAAACCAGUGUCCCGAUCGGUUCGACCACAAUUCACCGACAAUUGAACUAUUAAACCUUAAACCAGUGUCACGACUGGUUCAGUGAACGGUCCAUUAUAAUAUUUUUUUUUUACAUCAUUCUAAAUUGUUGAUUCUCAUUACAUGAUAGACUUGGUAAAAAGAUAUGUACUGAAGACAUAAUAAUUAUCAUAUUUAAUCAGCUGAGGGAACAAAAUUGUUGAUAAAUUUGACUUUUAGAUGAUGAAAUAUUCUAGCUGUUGUAUUGGUCUAACAGGGGAGUAAGUUGUUUUAUUUUAGUACAUAUAUACGUAUGACCUUAGGCCAAUAGUAUAUAUACCAUGCAAAGCAGUAAAUCCACAUGUCAGCACUACAACCUACUCCAAACAAACAUAACUACUAACGACCAACAACAAACGCCAGAGGAACGAAGAACUUCUUUCAUCGAACAACUAUUCAAUCAAAUCUUCAAAAAAAAACAAAGCCAAAAUUGAUACACAAAAUCAUUGUUUACAUCUUCUGUAGUCCCUAGUCUUUGAUUAAUGGGAGAUCUGCAGAAAGCUGAAUCUUGUUCAGAUUAUGAUGGCAAGCCCAGCUUUACUCAGAUCAUCCUAGCCAUAUUUGUUGGGUUGAUAUUUGCUAUAGCCUUGCAUUAUCGCCUGAAGCAGAUAAGAGAUCAAAAGAUCAUCCCACGUGUAAGAUUAUCACGCCAAGGCCACCACACCCCAAAGCUUGAAAGGUUCUCCCAUUACGUAGCUAGGCAAAUGGGGUUCAACGAUAGGAGGAUGUGUCCUCAUCUAUGUAGAUUGGCUUCUGAAUACAUAAGGAAAUGCGAGGGAUGUGAAGAUGAUAUAUACGCCUUCUUCGAGAGGGAGCCAGAUGCGGAUUCACUCUAUGUGAAGCUGGUGGAGGAGUUUGAGAGAUGCAUUCUGAGUUACUUUGGAUUCCAUUGGAACCAUGGUGAUAUAAUGAUAAGUCAGGUGUUGAGCUCGGAACUUGAGCCAAAAAAGAAGCUCAAGCACAUAGUUAUGGCGGCAACCAGGGAACAAAGGUUCGAGAGAGUUGCCAAGAACCUGAAGGUGGCCAGUGUUUUUAACACAUUAGUGGAAGAGAUGAAAGCAAUGGGGGUUGCAGUCAAUGAUGACUCUCAGUGUACAGAGGUGAUGGCUCCUGUAGCUCACAGCGAUAGAAGCCCAGUGCUCCUCCUCAUGGGCGGAGGUAUGGGGGCUGGAAAGAGCACCGUCCUCAAGGAUAUUCUCAAUGAACCUUUCUGGGCAGGAGCAGCAGGUAAUGCCGUAGUCAUCGAGGCAGAUGCCUUCAAAGAAUCAGAUGUCAUAUAUAAGGCCCUUUGUUCAAGAGGCCAUCACGACAUGAUUCGAACAGCAGAACUGGUACAUCAAUCAUCCACAGAUGCAGCCUCAUCCCUCCUGGUAACAGCACUUAAUGAGGGACGGGAUGUAAUUAUGGACGGCACACUCUCCUGGGUACCAUUUGUUGUGCAGACAAUAACAAUGGCUAGAAAUGUCCACCGCCGCCGCUACCGCAUGGGAGUUGGUUACAGGGUAAAUGAUGAUGGAAGUGUGACUGAAAGCUAUUGGGAACGAGUUGAAGAUGAAGAACCUGAACAGGUUGGAGGCAAAAAGAGAAAACCAUAUAGGAUAGAGCUGGUUGGAGUAGUGUGUGAUGCUUACCUUGCAGUAGUUAGAGGCAUAAGGAGAGCUAUUAUGUCAAGAAGAGGAGUGAGAGUAAAGUCACAAUUGAAAUCCCACAAGAGAUUUGCUCAGGCUUUUAUGACUUACUGUAACCUUGUAGACAAUGCCCGACUAUACUGCACAAAUGCGUUAGAAGGCCCAGCCAAGUUGAUAGGAUGGAAAGAGAGAGACAGGACACUGCUCGUUGAUCCAGAUGAAAUUGCCUGUUUGAAGAGGGUUGCAAAGUUGAAUGACGACGCCAAUUCCAUUUAUGAACUUUACAAGCACCCAAAUCCAGCUUAUGAAGUUGGAUCAGUAUGGAAAGACAUUGUAUUAUCUCCUUCAAGGUUAAAUAUCCAACAGGAGCUCAAGUUUUCAAUCCAAAAAAUUGAGAGCUCGAAAUGAGAAAUCUACGGAGCACAGAUAAAAAAUUCACCUUUAGCUUUAAGUGGAUGAUGAGAUGAAAACCAUUUGAGUAGGCAAGCAAAGCAUGUUGAAUUUUUUAUAGAGAUGACUUAAUGUAUGUUUUAUCAAUGUGAUAUUGUGAUUAGCUUACAUGUAUCAACAAAUAGCAUGUACUCAGAAAGAAUCUUACAGGACAUUUCAUUUAAUCUUAAGGUAAAUAUGGAUAUAGACAAUACCGAAUUUGCUGUCAAUAUCCGAACAUAGCAUAACAGUUAUACUGAUCAAUCAAACAAGCUUCUUGGAGAAUUUCUUUUCUUUUAUGAUCAUGGAGGAAGAUUCUUCCUCCAGAAAUCAUUCACCAAACUCCUACUUAACCAAAGUGACGCUCACCAAUAGUAGAUAUGCCCCAUACAAAAAUUAUAGGGCAUAGUUUUUUCCUUCCUAAUUCCCAAAGAAAAAGUGAUAAAAUUUGAUUUAACUAUUUAAGAGUUGAACUGAAUAGAGGUCAAAUCCUCACCAAGAGUGACCAGGAAGACAA